GGAGACCUGCACUACACCCACGAGGGCGUCCCCAUGCUCAUCGUGGGCCACCACAUCCUCUACGGGAAGGUGCUGCAGCUGGAGAAGCCGUUUGCCGUCCUGCAGAAGCGAGGAGGGGGCCAGCCCGACGCCAGCUACGCCGUCACCGCCCUCAUCAAAACCAAGCUGCUCUUCAAAACCCGCCCCAAGCCCAUCAUCACGCAUGUCCCCAAGAAGGUGUGA
This is a messenger RNA of Mesitornis unicolor (brown roatelo), 222 nucleotides long. RefSeq names its product CTF8, chromosome transmission fidelity factor 8 homolog (S. cerevisiae) (gene CHTF8). Gene Ontology annotation, biological process: mitotic sister chromatid cohesion. The transcript is spliced from 2 exons. NCBI's taxonomy places the organism in Eukaryota, Metazoa, Chordata, Aves, Mesitornithiformes, Mesitornithidae. Gene Ontology annotation, cellular component: Ctf18 RFC-like complex. The annotation marks the transcript as partial. The record is from RefSeq and is a predicted model, not a curated record.